AUACGGGAUAAUAACCAUACUUUUUCAUUAACCGACAGCUUUUAAAGGACGAGAAAUAUGACAACUUUGGAACUCUUUUACAUUAUGACUCUUCUUUGUACUAUUUUCUCAAACUCCAGCAAAGCCAAAAUAUCCUGGAACUUAAAUUCAGACCAGGUUUUGAGAGCCAGAAUAACUGAAGAUAGGGAAGUUGGUAGAUACACAUACACAAUAACAAAACCGAAAGUAGAAAUACCGCCAUACAUUCCUGAUGAUACAGAAACAAUGCUAAUGCUUACUGAAAUAGAGAUGACAGAGACUCCUGAUGAAACUUGCUGGGAUUUUGAAAAGGAACGCUGCAAUGAAUUCCUAAAAGAGCAAAUGAUGUUUUGUGGAUAUGAUGAAGAUUGUCAUAGUCCAUCAAACUCUGGAAUCGAUAACGAGGGAAAAUGCUGCCAGAUCCCUUGUCGCUCCCAUGUGAAUAUUACAAAAGUUUGUCGUUGGCCAACAGAUGACCGUGAUCUCGUAAAUUCUCUAACUCCAUUAUCCGCACGACAGGAUUCUAGAUGAUACAAUGGAAUUCUUUGAUCCAGUAUCCAGAUGGGAGAAUAAAUGAAACCUAGAUUACAAGCAUUUAAGUAAAGGACCAUUUCCAUAUCUAUUGACUACUUUUUUUCUCUUUUUUUUUUUUUUUUUUUUUUCUUUUCCCCCGAAAGUUAUUCCCUAAUAUUCUUAUUAGAAAAAAGAACACGCUGUUCAGUCAUAUUAUGGAUCUCAACGCACUACGAAUUAAUGGCCUUAGGAAACGGGGGCACGGGGGGCAGUGCCCCCUCCCCCUCCAAUAAUUUUGUGUAUAUAAUACUAUAGAAAACUUAGUUACUAUAUGCUUGUGCCCCUUCAAUAAAAACGGCUGAUGAUCUUA
Messenger RNA from Saccostrea echinata, 901 nucleotides. RefSeq lists its product as uncharacterized. The transcript has 4 exons. The record is from RefSeq and is a predicted model, not a curated record. NCBI's taxonomy places the organism in Eukaryota, Metazoa, Mollusca, Bivalvia, Ostreida, Ostreidae. Bases 58 to 549 code for a protein of 163 amino acids.